Messenger RNA from Eremothecium cymbalariae DBVPG#7215, 522 nucleotides. It is a transcript of the gene MNP1, whose product is annotated as mitochondrial 54S ribosomal protein bL12m. Gene Ontology annotation, molecular function: structural constituent of ribosome. Gene Ontology annotation, biological process: translation. The transcript has a single exon. The coding region runs from base 1 to 522 and encodes 173 amino acids. The record is from RefSeq and is a predicted model, not a curated record. Gene Ontology annotation, cellular component: ribosome. NCBI's taxonomy places the organism in Eukaryota, Fungi, Ascomycota, Saccharomycetes, Saccharomycetales, Saccharomycetaceae.
AUGUUGCGUCAAGUUACCAGGCCAUAUUUGGCUUUAAGCAGAUGUAGUCAAUUGACUAGGCAGUUUGUUCGUCUAAGUUCUACAACGACUGAAGAAAGUUCUCGUACAGAUGCGGUCGAUCCUAAGAUUUCUUCAAUCGUGAAACAGAUUUCGCAACUGAGCUUGUUGGAAACGUCGACGUUAAUUUCUGAAUUGAAGAGUCAAUUGAAUAUUCCAGAUAUCUCUUUUCCUGUAGGUGGGGCGGCGCCAGCAGCUCAGUCAGCAGGUGCAUCAGAAGAGGCUAAGGAAGAAGAGGUGAAGGAGGAUAAAACGAUCUUUUCUAUCAAGAUCGAGUCAUUUGAUGCCAAAUCUAAACCUAAGGUUAUCAAGGAGGUCAAGAGUUUGUUGGGAUUGUCGUUGGUAGAAGCGAAGAAAUUUGUUGAGGCUGCUCCAAAGAUUCUAAAGGAAAAUGUUGCCAAGGAGGAGGCUGAUAAGAUAAAAGCUACUUUGGAGGGUCUUGGAGCUAAAAUUUCGCUGGAAUGA